This is a messenger RNA of Stylophora pistillata, 1858 nucleotides long. RefSeq names its product NADPH-dependent quinone oxidoreductase VAT1. Gene Ontology annotation, molecular function: oxidoreductase activity. The record is from RefSeq and is a predicted model, not a curated record. NCBI's taxonomy places the organism in Eukaryota, Metazoa, Cnidaria, Anthozoa, Scleractinia, Pocilloporidae.
UUAUGUGAUCUUUGGACAACUUGCGAAGAUGGCGGAGAGUACUGAACAAGCUGAGCAAUCACCUCCACCGGAGGACCUUGUGGAGGAGAAAGGAGAGGACAAGUCAGAGCAUCUUGAACUUCAACCAGAGCAGGAAACUAUGCGAUGUGUUGUGCUCACUGGAUACGGUGGUUACAACAAGCUCGAAGUGCAGAAAUACGCAAAGCCUAAGCCGAUGAAUGGACAAGUUGUUAUUCGCGUUCAUGCAAGUGGCCUUAAUUUUGCUGACAUUAUACAGCGCCAGGGAAUCUAUCCUAGUCCCAAAAAACCUCCAUUCAUUCCUGGUAUGGAAUGUGCUGGAAUUGUGGAGGAACUUGGAGAAGGUGCAACUGAGUUAGAGGUUGGGUCCCGUGUGGUUUGCCUAACAGGACAAGGUGCCUGGUCAGAAUAUGCUUGUGUCCCAGCAAAGAGUUGUUUUGUUAUCCCAGAUAGUAUGAGUUUUGAAGAUGCAGCAGCAAUCCCUAUUACAUAUCUGACAGCUUAUUUUAUGCUUUUCCUCUGUGCAAGUUUGGGUCAAAGGAAAAGUGUUUUGAUUCACAUGGCAGCUGGAGGUGUGGGUAUUGCAGCGGCGCAGCUUUGCAAAACUGUAGAAGGUGUCACAACAUUUGGUACAGCCUCAGCUUUUAAGCAUGAAACCAUCCUUGCAAAUGGAAUAGAUCAUGCUAUUGACUACAGGACUGUGGAUUAUGUCCAAGAAGUAAAGAAGAUUUGUCCAGAGGGAGUGGAUAUUGUUCUUGAUUCCCUUGGUGGUGCUGAUACCAAGAAAGGAUACAAUCUUUUAAGGCCUAUGGGUAUCAUUGUUUGCUUUGGUAAUGCAAGUGCAGUCACUGAAACCAAGAGUGUCUUUACUUCAGCAAAAAAUUGGUUUCAGGGAGCAACUUUCAAUCCUUUGCAACUGUUGAGAGACAGCAAGACUGUAUGUGGAUUUCACUUGGCACAGAUGCAUAGUCACCCAGAGCUACUAAAAUCGGGAAUGGAACAUAUCUUCUCUAAAUUUCAAGGCCCCUCUGAUUUGGAGCAAAUGCUGGGUGGAGAUUUAAGAAAAUUUUCCAUAAUGCAAACAGGAGUUGGCAAGGCCAUGCAGCGAAUGCACCAGCGUAAGAAUGUUGGUAAAAUAAUAAUAUCACCCAUGAAGGAGCCAACACUUGAACCCACACCACAGCCACCAGCUGAACCUGCACCCACAGAGGAAGAAGAUGGUAAAACAGAGGAUAAAGAAGGAGAAGAAAAAACGGAAGAUAAGGAAGGAGAAGAAAAAACAGGAGGAGAAAAAGAGGAACCCAAAGCUGAAGAGGAGAAAAAAGAAGAGGCUGCUGCUUAGAGGCUGGUAUUACGUUCGGGUGUUACCUUGUUCAUUGAGCAAUUAUGAAAAACUGGAUUUUGUUUGAUUUUGGUUGUAGGAUAUCUUUGCCUUAUUUGUAUGUAAAACAGCUUACUUAUUUUAACUCAGAAGGUGUAUAUCAGUCAGACAUAGGGGAUUUCAUGGCCUCUUUUCAUUAAUUGGAAAUGAACCUUCCAAAAGCUGUUUGCUAAGACAUACAAACGGGAAAAAGGUAAAGAAAUACUCAAAACGAAACAAAGAUGGCUGAGGAUGGAGGAGAUUAUCACGGAUUGCAAAUGAGAAAGUUAGAAAGUGUUAAAAAGUGUUCAAGGUAUCGCUCUUAUAGAGCGCUUUUCGUUUAAGUUUAUAAAACCAAAGCCAAAGUAAUCACAAGAGCCAUUCAGAGCAUAGGAAAAUAUUACAAGGAGCCAAUGAGAAUUCAAAGUAAAAACAGAAAGUUCUUAACGCGGGAAAACACGAGUGACCAAGUCGCGACUG